AUGACUGAGAAAGUAAAGAUAAGCAUUGAGCAACAAAAGAAGAAGAAUUCUAAAGUUCUAAAGUUUCAAGGAAUCGGAAAGCACAUAGAUGUGCUUAGAGAGUGCAAUUCAAAGAUCAAAUCCAUUGAAGAACGUAUAGUUCAAGAUAAGGAAAGAAUUGAAAGUCGGAUUGAAGAGUUCCGGAAGCAAACGGGACAAAAAGAACUCUUUGAUAGUAAAGAUGAAGCUCAAAAAGCCAUUGAUCUCUUAAGUAAGGAAAAGAGUGCCAUGACUGAAGAACUCAAAAGAACAAGUCAAGAUCUGAGAGCUUUAAUGACGGCCGUAGGAGAGGAGAAGAAGCGAUUGAACAUGAAGAGUGCGACUGAGUUAAGGAACAAGAAAGAGCAAAUCAAAAACAGGAUUCGAGAUAAGCCGCACAGUUCCAAAGAAGCGGCUGAAAUGUGUUCUGAACUAUCAAGGAUAGAGAAGCUAAUCAGUAUGCAAGAUAUGUUCAAGGAAAAGGACGAGAAGAUCAUGGAGAUGGAAAAGGCUAAGAAAGCACAAGAGUUUGCCCUAUCUAUUAAGAGACAAGAGUUAGAACAUCAGCAGAAGAAGCUUAAUGAAGUAAGUGCUAAGAUAGGUAAGGUAAAGAAAACGGCUUAUCCUGAAGAUAUCAAGCGAUUACAAGAAGAAGUUAAAGUGCUUAUUGAAGAGAAGCGCGUCUUAUUGGAAGCUAAACGGGCCGAACAUGAAGUUAUGGUAGCUAAGGCGGCUGAGUAUGAAGUUAAGGCGGCUGAGAUAGAAAAGGCGCGGGCGCAUAAGGCGGCUUUGGAGGAGCAGGAGAAGCAGAUUGAGAGUUUGUUGUUGGCUCGGGAUGAGUUGGAGACUGAGUUAGCUAGUAAUCCUAGUGGGUCUUUACGGACUUUACGUACGGUUUUACCAGGGUACAAGUUACAACGAACGAGUCGUGGGUGUGCUUUGGCUUUGCCUUUAUCAGUAGUUAGUCAGUUGGGCCAGUUUAACAUUACAAUUCCUAAAUCGGCCGUUGAGAUUGAUGCGGUUUUGGCCGAGAUUGAUACGGCUAUUGUGCGGGAGGAUGGGAAGUUUGAAGCGAAGAAGUCGAGUUUGAUGGCGCAGUUACAGGACUUGUCCGGGCGGAUUGCUAAGGAACGCCAGAAGCACGGGGAGUUGCCAAGACCAGUCUUCCCACGGGCGCAAGGAUAA
This is a messenger RNA of Nematocida homosporus, 1203 nucleotides long. RefSeq lists its product as uncharacterized. NCBI's taxonomy places the organism in Eukaryota, Fungi, Microsporidia. The record is from RefSeq and is a predicted model, not a curated record. The coding region runs from base 1 to 1203 and encodes 400 amino acids. The transcript has a single exon.